AUGAUAGAAAGCAAUGAUUCUUUUGAGCCAAAUAAACAAAACCGAACUAUUCAAUCUUCUAUUGUUACAAAGUCGUCACCGAAUACAUUUCAUUCAAUGUUCAAUAAAGACGAAAAAUUACUGGAAAUGAGUUCUCAAUCUCCAAUAAAGGAUGUAAAUUCUUAUUCUCCAAAUGUUACUACAUACAAUUGUGUAGGAAACAAUUCGUCCCCCUCCUCAAGAAUUGUAUCACCCAUUUCAAGUGCAAGUGUUUUUGUCGAUAUGACACCUAAUGGAAGACAUUUAUUACACGCAGAAGUAGCUGAUGAAGAACCGAAUCCGGAUACAUGCUCGCCUAAUCCCCAAAAAUUCCUACAAAAUAGACUCAAUCUGUUAGCUAGCCGUAAUUUGCUUAACCAUUAUGUUAAUUCAAACGAAAACAAUUACUUUGGAAAACAAUUGAGCUCUGAUGUUAUCUCAAGUAUACCUGAUUUACAAUAUAAUGAAACAGCAGUUCAAGACAUGGUAAUUAAUAAACUAACUAUGUCAACUCAAAUGAUACCAGAUACAAUUGAAGAGGCCAGAAAAAGAGAUCCAGACUUUGUUUCAAAGGCAUUAGAACAAACUUUAGAAGAUGGUGAAAUACAAAAACCAAUACAUUAUUGGAGUCAAAUUGAAUUUGAUAUGCUAAUUAAUGAGCUAUCUACAAAUUUUAUCGAUGGGAUUGAUGAAGAAAAGGCAAUUGAACUUAUGGAAAAAAAAUAUGGUCCCAAUAAACUUCAAAAAGAAAAGCAUGAACCAAUUUGGAAAAUUUUUCUCAGUCAAUUCACAUCACUUGUUGUUUCAUUGUUAUUAGUUGCAGGGAUAGUUUCACUAGCAUUUCAAGAAUGGGUCGAAGGUGUCGGGAUUUUAUUUAUUGUAUUGAUUAACGCAAGCCUUGCAACAUACAUGGAAAACAAUGCAUCUAAUGCACUAGCAAAACUCGCAGAUUUAUCCUCCCCAAAAUGCACAGUAAUAAGGUCCGGGAUUAUAAAUAUAAUACCUGCAUAUAAUCUUAUUCCAGGAGAUAUUGUUUUGUUGAGAACUGGUGAUAGCGUUCCUGCAGAUGUUAGGUUAAUUGAAGCUACCGAAAUUAAGUGUAAUGAAGCUUUACUUACCGGUGAAUCAGAAGAUGUAUCGAAGCACUUGAUUAACUCUGAUCUAAAUAAUCCUUUCCCCACAAAUAUUUGUUUUGCUUCAACUGCAAUUACAAAUGGAACAGGAAAGGCAAUAGUUGUACUUACUGGAAUGAACACACAAAUAGGAAGAAUUGCACAGCAAUUGAAACUUGCCAGUGGUGGUUCAAACAGUGGUACGCCACUACAAAUCGGACUAAAUAGGCUUGGUGGAUUCAUAGGAUUUAUGUCAUUAAUUGUAUUGGUAAUCAUAGUAAUUGUAGCUUUACUUACAAAUUACAAAGAUCCAUCUCAUCCAAACAGUAAUCCUGUACUUGGUAUUAUUCUUGUUGCUGUGGGGUUCGCUGUUUCAUCUAUACCAGAAGGUUUGCCUAUGGUAGUUACAAUAUGUCUAUCAAUUGGUUGUUCCGAAAUGUGUAGAAGAAAAGCAAAUAUUAGAAAACUACCUGCAGUUGAGACGUUAGGAUGUUGUUCAGUUAUUUGCAGCGAUAAAACUGGAACACUAACCGAAGGAAAAAUGACAGCAGUUAAAUUAGCUACCUUUUCUAGGAAUAGUACCAAAUUAUUGAAUGGGUCUCCUACAGGCAAUGAAAUAUCGAAUUCUUAUGGAGAGCUUCAAGAAAAUAACUAUUGCGUCUUUUCAUUUUACCCUACAAGAGGUAGUGACCCAAAUGGAGGCGUUUUUCUGUCAUCUUCUCUCACACAAAAUAUUAAAGAAGACAUAAUGAACUUAAUAUCGUUUAAUAAAAACAAAACGAUAGAGAUGACUGAAAAUUCUAAUUUUGAAACUAAGAAUGAAAUAUUCCCAAAUGACAAAAUCCCAUUUAAAUUCAUCAAUUACAAUUCAGUAUGUAAAGACUUUGGAGAUCCUAUAAACGGCCAUCUUCCUCAAACCAAAUAUGUUAGAAGUGCGCUUUUAGCAGGGUACUUAAACAGCUAUGGAACUGCUUUAGUAUAUGAUAAUGAUAGCAAUUCUUGGAAAACCAGAGGAAAUAUGAGUGAAGGAGCAAUCGUUGUAGCUGCAGCUAAAGCAUCAUAUGGAAUAAAGAACAAGAUUUUUGAUUCGAGAAAACAAGAAAAUGAACCAAAGCAAACCAAUACUGAGAAAAGCAGUAAUAUAAUUCACUCCAAAUUAAAUGCUCAGAGUUUUAGCAGUAUUAGUAAUGGGAACAAUGCUGGUAUUGAAGUUGUUACUACGGGUAGCUCUCCGGUGCAGUGUAUACUCAAUUCCACCUCUACUGAUAGCAAUAAACUAAAAAAUUAUACAGCUGAUGCGAAGAAUACAGAAAACAGAACAAUUUUUGCUAUUCAAGAUGAAAUGGAGUAUUUAAGAGUCCCUUCUGCAGAAGUACCAUUUACUUCUUCUAGAAAAAUGAUGAUGACUGUUCAUUCUCUUGCUACCCCCAACAAAUUUGGAGACAUAGUUUUUUCAAACGAUUCAAAAUCGAAUAAGCAAGCUAAUAAUCAAAAUAAAAUUCCAAAUUUCUGUUCACAGAGGCAUUCAAAGACAGUUGACAAUCUUGAUUCUGGUAUUUACACUCAUGUUGCAAUAUUGAAAGGUGCCCCUGACCAGAUUGUAAGACACGUAGGCUUUAUGCUUAAUACAAGCUGGAAAAAUGAAGAGUCAAUAGUCCAAAUUGACUAUUCAGAAAAAAUAAGUGCAAAGGAAAUUUUUGAAAUAGAAAAUACGAAUAAGAUUUUGAGUGGAGAGGCUUUGAGAGUUCUUGGAAUUGCAAUCCUUCCACUGACUAGUGAGGAUUUUUUUGAUUUAGUUACAGAAGAAUGUAGUGAUAAAAGAUUAAAGUAUGUUUUAGACAAAAAUGAGCUUACUCUUUUAGGAUUGAUAGGAUUUUUGGAUCCACCCAGACCUGGAGUUGAAAAAGCCAUCACUAAAUGUUGUGAAGCAGGUGUAAGAGUAAUUAUGAUUACAGGAGAUCAACAACCAACUGCGUGUGCAAUUGCAAGGUCAAUUGGGUUGCUAUCAGAUGAAAAUGAAUUUAAUAGUAAUCGAGAAAACAAUGUGGGCUCACAGAAUACAAUAUCUGGAUCUAUUAUUUGUAACCAAUUACAUGAGAAUGGUGACGCUUCUAGACCACAUUUGCCAAACGAAAUGUUCGAUCAAAUUGUUUCAUCAGUAAGCGUAUUUUGUAGAGCUCAACCAGAAGAUAAAAUAGCAAUUGUUCGUUCACUUCAAAGGCAGGGAGAAGUUGUCGCAAUGACAGGGGAUGGCGUAAAUGAUGCACCUGCACUGAAAGCUGCCGACAUCGGAGUUGCAAUGGGGAUAAGUGGUACUGAAGUUGCUAAAGGUGCCUCUGAAAUGGUUUUGCUUGAUGACAACUUCGUAACAAUAGUAAAUGCUAUUGAAGAAGGAAGAAAAAUAUAUUCAAAUGUACAGAAAUUUGUAGCUUUUUUACUUGGGACUAAUAUUGGAGAAAUAAUUUACUUAUCAAUCGCAAUUGCAGCACAACUUCCUAUUCCAAUAGCUGCUCUUCAGAUACUGUUUUUAAACUUAAUGUCAGACGGUGGACCCGCAGUUGCACUCAGUGUUGACCCCCCUGAUCCAAAUAUGAUGAAAGUACCUCCCAGGCCAAAAAAAAGUCCAAUAAUGACGAGAGACUGGUGGAUAUUUGGGAACAUUCCUCACGCAAUAUUUGAAGCAAUUUGUGUUCUUUCAGUGCUGAUAAUUUCAAUGUAUACAUCUUUAGGAGUUUUUCAGAGAAAUACUAUUGAAUCGCUUUGUCUCCAUGAAUCAAACAAUAGAUACUUUUGUCAAACUAAUGAAUGGAGAUUAAAUUUAAUUGACUUAGAAAAAACUGGAUGGGUAACAAACAUUGAUUUUUAUAACCCUUUGACUAAUAGUAUGGAACAAAUCUUGGGUGUAGCUAAAGGAAAGAUAAAUUCAACACUUUCACCUUCUGAAAUUCCAUAUGUCAAAAAUUUAUAUGAGAAGGCGGAGACAUUGGGAAUCUCUUGUGUAGCUGGGAAACAUGGUUGGUGCAUCCCCCAACAGAAGACAAUUAAUGAUGAAUAUAUUGAUUUGGUUGCUUUCGGAACAAUAAGAGGUAGGACAGCAUCUUUCAUUGCUGCAGUAUUUUGUGAGAUGUUACGAGCAUAUACAGUCAGAACUUGGGAUUGGUUCACGAAACCUUUGUUUAAUAACCCGUGGCUACACUUUGCUUGUAGCUUAAGUGCCAGUAGCACAUUAAUUGUAACAUUUACUCCUGGCUUACAACAAAUUUUCGGAACAUAUACAAUAUAUUGGUGGCUUUAUAUUCUAGCAAUUGGUGCAGGAUUCCUAAAUAUGGCAUUUGAUGAACUUGUACCUAAACCUCUAUACCGAAGAAUUGUCGAAAGAAGAAGAAUAAGGGCAAAGUUAUUAGCUGAGAGAGAUGUAAAUAGGAUUACUAGAUCUGAAUACUUUGAAAAUAUUUAG
Messenger RNA from Cryptosporidium ubiquitum, 4587 nucleotides. RefSeq names its product ATPase. NCBI's taxonomy places the organism in Eukaryota, Apicomplexa, Conoidasida, Eucoccidiorida, Cryptosporidiidae. The transcript has a single exon. Bases 1 to 4587 code for a protein of 1528 amino acids. The record is from RefSeq and is a predicted model, not a curated record. Gene Ontology annotation, cellular component: plasma membrane; endoplasmic reticulum. Gene Ontology annotation, biological process: calcium ion transmembrane transport; intracellular calcium ion homeostasis; manganese ion transport. Gene Ontology annotation, molecular function: ATP hydrolysis activity; P-type calcium transporter activity; ATP binding.